AUGUCGAAACCAACGCCGCUUAGAUCGUUCAUAGGAGGGGUUGGGCUGUCGCUUCCAGUUCACUCGCUAUUCGUGUUCAAUGGCAGCAACUUCGGCGUUUCUGGGUUUAUCCACAAUGCAGUUGCUGGAGGAACUGAAGGCGCGGCAGGCGUUGUCGGUCUUGUACUUGGCGGGUUUCUCAUCGGCUUAUUGGAAGGAAGACCGCCUGCGGCGGUUCCGGGUAGCCUGAGCCAGAUCGCUUUGGCGGGGCUCUUAGUGGGAAUUGGGACUAAGUUAUCCAACGGUUGCACAUCUGGACACAUGCUCUGUGGGCUUUCUCGACUCUCGACUAGGUCUCUCGCUGCGACGCUGUCAUUUUUCAUAUCUGGAGCAGCUACAACCCUACUGAUUCACGGUAGCAAUCUACCGUCGAAUUCCGACUUCGAUUGGACAGUUGGUGACCAUGGGAUGCGACUGCUUUCCCUAAAGGCGUUCUGUAUCCUCAUCUCAACCAUCUUACAUACCGUCCCAUGGGAACGAUACGAUGGAUCUUCACAUACAGACACAGAGUCGUCUACUCGCGAAACAUUCUCUCUUUCGACCAAACGGAGGUUGAUCACAUUUUUCACCGGCUUGGAUUUUGCCGUCGCUCUUCAUGUAUCCAAUCUUACGGACGCAACUCGCGUCCUGCGCUUCCUUGUCCUCCCCUUUCACCGCGCUUUCGACCCUUCCCUCGCGUUCCUCGCACUCGGUGCUCUUCCGCCGGCUAUUUAUAUGUACCACACUCACCGAGGUUCUGCCCGCCUUGGGAAGUUACCCGGAACGAUAGCAACAAAGAUAGACUCUAGGCUCAUUGGAGGUGCAGCUCUAUUUGGAGUAGGAUGGGGGUUAUGUGGCAUCUGUCCUGCCCCUGGACUCGUCAAUCUGGGACGAGCAAUUGUAAAUCGGGCCGAUGCCACGCAGUUUGGGUUGUGGCUACUGGGUGUGGUCAUCGGGGGACGGGUGGCGAAGUCGUGA
Molecule: messenger RNA, 996 nt
Organism: Pleurotus ostreatus (oyster mushroom)
Lineage: Eukaryota; Fungi; Basidiomycota; Agaricomycetes; Agaricales; Pleurotaceae
Exons: 6
Coding region: 1-996 (331 amino acids)
Cellular component (GO): plasma membrane
Source: RefSeq, a predicted model, not a curated record